GCGUGCGCCCCACCUUGUUUCGAUCACGUGACAUGAUCUUACGAAGAUGGUGGAAGUUUCCUCUUCCUUGAAGUGAAGCCCCGACUGAAACCCAACAUCCUUCACAGCUAGGACAGGGGGUUCACUGCAGCGUUACCAGUUUGGUUUUUACAGCCUCUCUUCCGAUCUGGGCCUUCACCCCAGCCCUAUGUCAUGGCAAGUGGAGUCACCAAGUCAAGCACUUCCAACGGUUUACCUAUGAAGGCACAGCUACAAAUCAUUGUGCUAUCAGCAAAACUAAAAGAGAACAAGAAAAACUGGUUUGGUCCCAGUCCUUAUGUGGAAGUGACAGUCGACGGCCAGUCCAAGAAAACAGAGAAAUGCAACAACACCCACAACCCCAAAUGGAAGCAGCCGCUCACUGUGAUUGUGACUCCAUUCAGCAAACUGGUGUUUCGCGUCUGGAGCCACCAGACCCUGAAGUCAGACGUGUUGCUAGGCAUGGCCACGCUGGACGUCAGUGACACGCUCAAGUCUAACGACAUGACAAUCUCGGAGGUGGUGCAGACCUUACAGCUGUGUGCAGACAGAGACCUGUCAGAUGUGGUUGGUGACCUGUCUGUCUACCUGGACGGAAUGACGGUCGACGCCGAGAUGUUCGCCGCCGCCGAGGCCGACCAUCACAGUACAUCAAAUGGGGAGUCAUCGCAACCCAAUGGGGAUCAUGUCAUAAGGCGGAGUCGGGACAGCUCCCCUGCUGUGGAUGCUGUAGAGCACAGGUCUUCUCCCAGUGGCCGGAGGGCAGCCAACAGCACAGGGUCUCCUUCGGUGUCAUCAGGGGGCUCGAGGCCUCUCCGACCACCCAGGCCCUCCAGACCUCCUCCUCCAACCCCACGCAGACCCACCUCUUCACCAGCACCUUCCAGUAAUGGCUCUGCGCCAGCUGAUGGCAGCGAUGGUCAGUCUGGUUCUGAUACACCAGUGCGUACACCGGCCUCAGGACCCUCACCAGCCCCAGAAUCAAGUCCAUCGACAGGCUCAGACACAAACUCCACACCGGCCUCCACUUCUGGAGCUGCUGCAACCAGACAGCCGGCCAGCAGCAUCACCCCUGCUGUCAUCCCAAGAGUCCCCGCUGUCAACGCUGUGCCAUUGCCCCCUGGGUGGGAGCAGAGGGUGGAUCAGAACGGCAGGUUGUAUUUUGUCGAUCACGUGGAAAAGAGAACAACGUGGGAACGCCCUGAACCACUGCCCCCGGGCUGGGAACGUCGUGUCGACCAGAUGGGGCGGGUCUACUUUGUCGAUCACAUGACGCGAACCACCACGUGGCAGCGUCCCACAAUGGAGACGGUGCGUAACUACGAGCAGUGGCAGCACCAGCGCAGCCAGCUACAGGGCGCCAUGCAGCAGUUCAACCAGAGGUUCAUAUUUGGGCUACAAGACCAGGGUUCAGCCACUCAGAAUAAGGAUUUUGAUCCUCUUGGGCCUCUGCCACAUGGAUGGGAGAAGAGAACAGACACGAAUGGCAGAGUUUAUUUUGUACAUCAUUCUACGCGGACAACACAGUGGGAGGACCCACGAACGCAGGGUGUGCUGAAUGAGAAGCCACUUCCAGAGGGCUGGGAGAUGAGGUUCACUGUCGAUGGCAUACCCUACUUCGUAGACCACAACAGGAGAACAACCACCUACAUCGACCCUCGCACUGGAAAAUCCUCACUUGAAAACGGACCUCAGAUCACCUACGUUCGAGACUUUAAAGCCAAAGUACAGUACUUCAGAUUCUGGUGCCAGCAACUGUCAUUGCCUCAACACAUCAAGAUCACCGUAACCAGAAAAACCCUGUUUGAGGACUCCUUCCAGCAGAUAAUGAGCUUCAACGCUCAGGAUCUGCGGAGGAGACUAUGGAUAAUCUUCCCAGGAGAAGAAGGCCUUGACUACGGAGGCGUGGCCAGGGAGUGGUUCUUCCUGUUGUCCCAUGAAGUUCUGAACCCCAUGUACUGCCUGUUUGAAUAUGCCGGUAAAGAUAACUACUGUCUCCAGAUCAACCCUGCCUCUUACAUCAACCCGGACCACCUCAAGUAUUUUAAGUUCAUAGGACGCUUCAUUGCCAUGGCUCUUUUCCAUGGCAAAUUCAUCGACACUGGUUUCUCACUGCCAUUUUACAAGCGCAUCCUAAACAAGCCAUUGGCCCUCAAAGAUCUGGAGUCAAUAGACGAGGAGUUCUACAACUCCCUCAUGUGGAUCAAGGAUAACAACAUCGAGGAGUGUGGGCUGGAGAUGUACUUCUCUGUUGACAAAGAGAUCCUGGGGGAAAUCUCCACCCACGAGCUGAAACCAGAUGGAGGAGACCUCCCAGUCACUGAGGAGAACAAGGAGGAGUACAUCAGACUGGUAGCAGAGUGGAGGAUGUCCAGAGGAGUGGAAGAGCAGACACAGGCUUUCUUUGAAGGCUUCAACGAAGUCCUCCCUCAGCAGUACCUGCAGUACUUUGAUGCUAAAGAGCUUGAGGUGAUGCUGUGUGGUAUGCAGGAGAUCGACCUUGCAGACUGGCAGAGAAACACUAUCUACAGACACUACGCUCGAAGCAGCAAACAGAUCGUCUGGUUCUGGCAGUUUAUAAAGGAGAUGGACAAUGAGAAGAGGAUGAGGCUGCUGCAGUUUGUCACCGGUACCUGUCGCCUGCCUGUAGGAGGCUUUGCCGACCUAAUGGGAAGCAAUGGUCCCCAGAAGUUCUGCCUUGAGAAGGUGGGGAAAGAAAACUGGCUUCCCAGAAGCCACACGUGCUUCAACAGACUGGACUUGCCACCCUACAAGAGCUACGAGCAACUGAAGGAGAAGCUGAUGUUUGCCAUCGAGGAGACAGAAGGCUUCGGACAGGAGUGAGAGAAACCAGGAGAAGUUUGAAUAGUGGGUGCAGGAGUCUGAAGGAAUAUAGACCACCAGAGUUCAAAUCAGGGAGCCCCUUCAGAAAAAAGCGGGUGUUUUAUGUGUUUCUGCUCAUGCAUGCAUGCACACACCUGUAUGGUACUUCUAUGGGUGUGUGUGUGAGACUGUUGCCUGCAUGUUGUUGCAAAGGAGCUGGGAUUUGCGUCUACGCCAUGCUCGCAGCAGGCCUCUCAAUGCUUGAUUGGUACGUGGAAAUUUUGUAUUCUUUGAAACCAAAACACAGAAGGUGCUCCGAAUCUCUCAGAAUGUGUGGCAAAUUAUGCAUGGGAUCCUGAAAACUCACCCUCCGUGACAUCUGUUUUAAUGGGACUGCAGUAGUUUUUCCUCCCCGCACAUGAUCAUCAUGCAAUGGCAGGCAACAGGGUGGCCUUGGGGCUACAGUCGAAAUCUCAUAACCAGAAGGGUCACAGGUUCUAACAUUAGCGUCUUCUCAAAGUGUCUUUGACUAGCUGAUUUAUUCUUAUUAUGUUGCUCUGCAUUAAAGCAUCUGGUAAAUGUCAGUGUUUAUUUUAAGGCAAGAUUAAGAGGGUGUGCUUUUUUUUUCUAAGGGUUAAGUUUCACCAAAAAGCUAACUUUGUUGCUCUAAGGUUGUUUGUUGCAUCCACUUUUAGCAUCAUCCACAUUGUCAUUCCCCAUCAUAUCCUCAAAUCUCUCACACUUUCAUCUGCAUAUCUACUCAUGACUAAAGUGGAUCUUGUUUUUAUUCCUUCUUUUUUUAAGAAACGUGUGACAAUAUAAGAUGAUCGCUAUGUCAUAGUGAAUUUAUAAAGAGUGCCCCAAAAUAAUGCUUAACUAACAGACAAUCUUGGUGCUGCAAAGAGAUUUUGGCAUCAUGCCUAAUAUAAAACACAAGAAAGAGAAAGUGUUUUGUGUUCCCACUUCUAUAGUAUGUGAUCUACGAAUCACUUAAUAAUUGUGAAAAGUGUUGUAGCCUCCAUUAUUUAUAGUGGUGGCAAAUGUGGAAGACUGACCCUAGUUUUAUAGGGCGGUAGUUUUUACGCUGUGAUGGGGUAUGGGACAUCUUGGAUUAGAGUAUUCUGGGAGUAUUUCUUAAAUUAUUCAUCUUAAUAUCAGCUUCAGAAACAUUUUACACCUUCCUUAAUUUGAAUUCAUUGGGCGAUCUGAAGAAAUCCAUUUGGGAUGAAGUAAGUAUUUUAAGAUAUUUAUGUUAUUUAGUACUCAAGAUGUACUUGACUUAAUGUGUCAGAACUUAAAAAAAAUGACAAAACGCAAAAGACAAGUGAAAAACACCAAAUGCAAGUCAAACUAAAUAUUUUUUUAAGUUUAGUUAAAAUGUUUUAAUAACAUUUUGAAUGCAUACUUUGCAAAAAAAUUUUGCUUGUAGCUCCUAAUACGCAUGUAGCAUUUAAAGGUGAGUUAUGGUAAUUACCUUAUUUGAACUCUUCUUGCCCCACAGCCAUCCAUAAAGUGAAUGGGGGAAAAAUAAAUAACAUUCUUAGGAAUUUAAAAAUCGCUUUCAAAAAGAUGCAGUGUGGUAUUUAAAAGUUGUGUCUUCCCUUUUACACUUAAAGGAGCAUUUUACUUUGGAGUAUUUUCACCUCGUAGCAGUCGAAAUUCCUCUGAUGUCAUUUUGUUUUACAAAGAAACUGCUUCAAAAUUAAAGUCUGAAACACAGUGAAACUGUGUUUGGAUAGGUGUUAAAUUUUAAAGAUUUGUUUAAAGAUAUGAUUUCAGGUAUGUUGAUUAUGGAUCCCAAGAACAGCCAAUUUUGGUAGAUUACCGUUCAUUGAUUACAGAUGUGUGUGUAGAUGUGUGCACAAAGAAACCUCCAGAUGCUUUACCAAUGUAGAAUCUAACAUUGAGUGUGUUGUUGUAUUAUAACUGCAAACACGUUUUUGGUUUGGUUGAUGUCACACAAUAUCUGAUCAGUGACAGAGUUAUAAAAGAUGUUUAAUCUCAUUUUAUGGAGAAAAAAAACCCUCACCACAUA
This is a messenger RNA of Sander lucioperca (pikeperch), 4876 nucleotides long. RefSeq names its product itchy E3 ubiquitin protein ligase b (gene itchb). Gene Ontology annotation, biological process: ubiquitin-dependent protein catabolic process; protein K63-linked ubiquitination; protein K29-linked ubiquitination. The record is from RefSeq and is a predicted model, not a curated record. The transcript is spliced from 25 exons. Lineage: Eukaryota; Metazoa; Chordata; Actinopteri; Perciformes; Percidae. Gene Ontology annotation, molecular function: protein binding; ubiquitin protein ligase activity. The coding region runs from base 193 to 2862 and encodes 889 amino acids.